UCCAGGAUUUUAAUCAGAAUGGCGUUGGCUGCUCAAAAGGCACUUUUAGAUGAAUUAAUGGGUAAGAAUCGUAAUGCCUGCAACGGAGAGAAUGCAAGUGGCCCUCAUUGGUCUGAUGAAGAUGUUUGCAAGUAUUUCCUCUGUGGCUUCUGCCCACACGAUUUAUUCGUCAAUACGAAAACAGACCUGGGACCAUGUACGAGAACACACGACGACCGAAUGAAGGACGCAUAUAAACGGAGCAAACGGUGCGGAAAAAUGGGAUACGAAGAGGAAUUUGUUCAGUAUUUGAAACACUUGCUGGAUGAUGUGGAAAAGCGAAUAAGACGGGGUCAUGAGCGCCUAGCUGUCAACAAGUGUUUGAACAACCCUGAUCCGGUUACAGCCACUGAGAAAAAGGAAAAGAUUGCCGCCCUAACGAAACGGAUAAAUGAUCUAGUCAAACAAGCUGAGGAGCUUGGCACUGAAGGUAAGGUUGAUCAGGCACAGGGGGUGCUGAAACUCUGCGAACAACUCAAAUUCGAACGAUCCCAGUUGGAGGGCGAUGCUCGCCCUGGAAUGUCACAGACGAAGGAGCUCGAAGUCUGUGAAAUCUGCGGGGCGUUCCGUAUCAAAGACGAUGCUCCCCAACGCGUUGAAGAACAUUUGUCUGGAAAAAUGCACUUGGGUUAUGCGAAGAUUCGGGAUUAUUUGAGGCAAUUCAGUGAACGACGGCGAUCUCCAGUCCGACCUUUCAAGCGCGAAGGUAGAACACUCGAAGACCGUUCUCCAAGACACCGUGAACGUCGUUUUAGUGACGACCGCAGUCCCCGGUCUAGUUCCCACGGACACCGGCGCAGUCACGGCCAUCGCGAUGAAGGCCGUCAUUCUUCGAGGUAUGACCACAGAGACGACCGCCGUCGGCAUGAUCGGUCACGAUCUCGUUCACGUCGCCCAAGUGAUCGACACCGCCACGACUAUCCUUCUAAGUCCGUCAAACGCAACCCGUCGCCCUUCAGUGCCGCUCGACGUCCUCCUGAAGGGGCGGAAGAUUAUUGAGGUGUUUAUCUUUCAUCCGAUUUUUCUAGAAUAAACUGUACAUAUAUUUUAACCCAGGGUUCUUUCGCUUACAAGGGACGUCUAGGUUUUGCAAGUAGUAUCUCUGUUUCUGAGUGAUUUGUGCAUCUGUCAGUCCAUUCUAUUGACAGAACCACUGAACGCUGUCGGUUUUUGCAAUUUUCUACGUUCAUUUCGGGUCCUCACUCAUCAACCCUAUCCCCGUCCAUCUGGCCCCAGCUUCUUUGGUCGCGAAGAUCCUUAUUCGUCACUUGUGCUUACCGAAGCCAAAUCAUUCCCGAGAAUUGUUGAGGACUUCGAAAAGACUCGAGUAAAUCAAC
Molecule: messenger RNA, 1376 nt
Organism: Opisthorchis viverrini
Lineage: Eukaryota; Metazoa; Platyhelminthes; Trematoda; Opisthorchiida; Opisthorchiidae
Exons: 3
Coding region: 19-1038 (339 amino acids)
Biological process (GO): mRNA splice site recognition
Cellular component (GO): U1 snRNP; U2-type prespliceosome
Molecular function (GO): mRNA binding
Source: RefSeq, a predicted model, not a curated record